AUAAACGUCAAUUGACUUCGUCUAAUAAAAAAUACGACUAUACUACUAAAAACUACUACUACUCAAAGAAAUAAUAAACUGUCACGCCGAGGUAAACAACUUUUUAUUAAAAAAUCUUCAUAAUGCCACCUUUAAUAUUAGAAGAUGUGAGCUUAGGGCGAAAACAUAAGCAAUUUAACAAAUUAGUCAAAGAUGCAGCUAAUACAUCAUUAGAUGCAAUCAAUACUGAUGAGAGUGACCUUGAUAAUUUGUUAAAAAUAGAGAUAGCUUGCAAAACCAGGAAAGCAGAGUAUAUACUAGAAGUCUUUAAAUGUAAAGAUAUGCUAUAUAUCUCCAAAGCUAUUAAGCACAGCACAUGGUUAAUAAAAGACAAACAAUACUCUCAUUUCAUAAACCCAACAUACCUUCAUAAUGAAUUAUUCCCAAAUAUGUUGAAACGAGGCAUAAACAAACUCAUGCUACAUAUAAGACUAAAUUUAAAAGAUGAAAUAAGGGUUGAAGAAUUUUAUCAUUAUGUCAAAGAUAGACAACCUCAAGAUGCUUACAAAUGGUUACAAAACUGUUCUCUAGGCUUCAUAGAAACAGUAAUCAAAGAAGAAAGCAAUGACUUGCCAGUGCAUAUUCUCAAGCGUUUGUGCGAAAAGUCAUUUUCAAUAUUAAAGAUAUUUAAUGAGACAACUGGACGCUUCUAUGGUUCUACAAUGUCGAAAACAUUAUUUCUAAUAAAAAAAGAACCAGAGAAAUUUUUAGAUUUGCUUGAAAAUGUUCAAUAUUACCGGCUUCCAGCUUUUGGGCCAAAAUAUACCAAGAUUCUUAUGGAAAAAUGUCCACAACGAAUAUUAGAUAAUUUUCCAAAAUUUGCAAAAUGUGUAGACUGUGAAUGUUUUUCAAAAUAUUUAAAACCGGAUGAAAUACAAAGCUUUUUAUUAAAACAUGUCAAGAAUGAUGAACUCGAUUUCAUAUACACAUAUAAUAAUUUUAUACACUUUAUAAAACGCAUGCCUCAAAAAGGUAGAUUUGAAUUUAUACAGAAAAUUUUCAUUGAUAAAGACCUUAAAGAAGAGCUCGGCGAUUGUGACAGAUUAGGUGUUGCGAUGAGUUCUAAGCAGUCCAACAGUGUUCAAAAUUCUUAUGUAUGGUAUAAAUUUGCACCAUUUGAUGUGGCCUUUGUAGAGAUAAAGAAACUCAUACGUGCUGAAUCAUCACCCAUAGAAAGAAACUCUAUGAUGAUUGUUUUGCUUAAGUGUGCUGGAAAUAACUUGAAUGAUAUAAGAACAGUUCUCCAGUAUUAUCAUGACAAACAUAUUAAUGAACCUUUUAAAUUUAAGAUACAAUUUGUAAACACUGCUAUUUCAAAUAUCAAAGCUAUUAAAAAUCAUGAAACUUGGUCCCUCCUAAAUACACUCUUUCAUAGUAUGGAAGUAUAUGUUGAAUCUGAAAAUAAUGUGCAAAAAUGUAUUGAAAUUAUUAUUGUUCAUAAUGUUAUUGUUGGUGAAACAAAUCAAGAAAUUGUAAUUAAAAAAUUUUCUUUCAAUACAAUGAAAUCAUUUGCAAAGAUACUAAAUCAAGAAGAGAAAACAAAAUUGUUUAGUUUUCUAUAUGAUCACUUACAAACACAAUUAACUAGUCAAGAAAUAAAUGAUAAAACAUCUCUUGUGGAUAAUAUUGGAAUAAUAAAAAAUAUUCUGCUAUUAAUUCAAGAUUGGAAAAAACACAUAUCUGACUUUCCCUUUGUUUGGAAUAAAAUUCAAGAACUCAUGAGAAUUAAAAAAGAUAACUCCUGGGAUGUAGACUUUUCAUUUGUGUAUAAUUUAAACAAAGCCUGGAGACGACACAUGUUUAAGGAAUCUAUUGCACUUUCUCCUACUGAAAUAGUAUUUAUGAAUGCUUUGAAACAUGAUCCAAAUUUAUUGGUUCUAUACAACAAUGACAUAAAGACUUUGUGUGAAAAGGAAACAAUGUCAUUGAGAAUGUUUCUCAGUAAAUUGCGUACAUAUUGGCCGCAAAAUCUUGCUAUUGCAUGGAAAGAAUAUUACUUUGAACGCCUCGAAAAUUCGAGUGUUCAUAAAUUUCUCAUUCAAAAUCUUAUUUCAUUACUUUCACAAAAGGAAUUGUUGAGCAUACUGAAAAAAUAUGCCCCGAGCGAAAAAAAAAUUAACUGGAGUGAAGAGAAUGAGCGUUUACUUAGUAUUCGUAAAAAUAUAGCAAAACUCAUGCACAUGUCCAGACCGCUUCUCCCUAUAGAAGUUGUAUUACUUUAUGCCAAAGGAGACUAUUUGCAGUUCACUGUUCCAUCUUUAACAUCUAUAUUACAAAACUCCAGCCAAAUUCAAACUAAAAUGGAUAUUCCUUUGUUUAUGAAUGCACCAGUGUCUUUACAAAAAAUUGGUAUUAAUUUUGCUUUUAACAAACUUCAGUCUAAAGAACUAAAACCAUUGUUGUCAGAUUUAUGGAUGUCCACAAAAAAUUCAAGCAUACGCGCUGUUCUUUUUAAGCUAACAUUUGAUGGAUUGUGUAAAGAAAAAAAUGAUGCCGAAGCUGAAGAACUUUGGAAAAUUUUAGAAUCUUUUAUUGAAAACCUAUCCAGUGAAGAAAAUAAAAACAUUUACAAUAUGUUGGGUAAAAUUAAAACGGUGCCAUUAUCCAUAAGGGGAAGAUAUUAUAUGAGAAGUUACAUUUUACUGAAAUCAUUACCUCCAAAAGCUAAUUGUCAUUAUCUAUUGGAUAGGAUUAUAGAUUAUGCUCCUGAAGUCAUGGAUUUGUUAGAAAGCGAUUUCGUGGAGGAGAUUUUGAUUAAACCUAUGACAGAAACGCUUAACACCACAAAAUGUGAAUAUUUUUCUGUAAUCGCAUCUUAUUUACUUCAAUGUAAAGACAUUGCCGAACAAAAUGAAAGAUUUGAACGAAUUCUAUCACCAUUACUCGAUAACUAUUUACCGAGAUAUCACGAGGAACAUGAACAAAAAAGAUAUGUUCGAUGUAACAUUGAAAAACUGCUUGAAUCAUUAACGUUAAACGUGAAAGAUACGAUUUUGAAAAAGAAGAAUGUAAUCCCAUUGAAAAUGUUCAAAGAUAUUUUAAUUAAGCUUGAAAAUUCACUUUCAAUGGUAGAGAAUUAUCAAACUUUUACUGCUUGGAAACUGACAUUAGCAUUUAUACAAGUAACUCAUGCAAAUGAAAAAUUAUUGCCUGCUUUUGAACCUGGUAAUCUAGAUGACAGCGUGCAUGAAAAGUUAUGGGAAAAAUUUAUUUUUGAUAUAUCAGUGCCAUUAGCCAAAGAAAUUAUAGAUAUUCUAAACGAAAAUGUGAAAGCAUAUUCACUGGCUAUAGUCACGUUAUUUGGCGAGACUUUCGAAGAAUUCUUAAGAAACAUCUGUUACUAUAACAGAAAUGACUUGUUAAAAUAUAUUCUUCAGUCCAGUGAAUCGGAAGGUACCUACAUUUUUGUGACACAUUCAUUUAUUCCAUUUACAGGUACAGAUGAGGACAAAGAGAAACUUAAAAAUAUCAAAGAACUUAUAAAAUUACAUCCAUCACCUAUCGUACAAAUCCAUUAUCAUAAUAAGCUUGACAACUCACGUAUAGAAUCGUUUUAAGCUUUUAUUUGUUUCAUAGAAGUAUGGCUUACUGUGUGUAAUGAGUUACGUGAGCCUACUUACCCUGUGGUGGUAUGAGUAUUUGCCUACCACCAACAGCAGUGCUUAUUUGGUAGUCCUAACCAAUCCUUGAAAAUAAAAAAAA
Bombyx mandarina (wild silkworm) is the source of this 3741-nucleotide messenger RNA. RefSeq lists its product as uncharacterized. Lineage: Eukaryota; Metazoa; Arthropoda; Insecta; Lepidoptera; Bombycidae. The record is from RefSeq and is a predicted model, not a curated record.